UGUUAGACAGCAGUCGGCUCAAUGUUUUGCACACAGUUUACCGCACCGUCGUCGGUAUACGUAGACGUACGGCACUCAAUAUUAUAGGAAAAUGUUGGGCGUUAUAUGAGAAAGUCAAGAAAUCGAUUAACUUACAUGAAAUUUCGAUUUGUUUCUUCAAUAGUAUUGUUCGGCGUAAAAACAAUUAUUAGUGAAUUAUAAUAACAAUAGUACAAUAUUAUUGUCAUCUCCGAUUACGAGGAAUACUACUAAUCACUUAACAUGCGAAAAGAAAAGAUUUUUAUUAUUUUAACAUUUAUGAUUGGUAUGGUAACGGCUCAGUCUAGCAACGAAUGCAAUACUCCAAAUUUUGAAAAAGGUGUUUGUAUCGAUGUAAAGAGCUGUCCAAAGUUACUAAAUCUAAUAGAAAAUCAGAGACACGUACCGUCCGUUUUAGACUUCCUUAGAAAAUCCAUAUGUGGAUUUGAAGGCAAAAUUAGAAAAAUGUGUUGUGCUUUGGAAAGUAAUGAAACAACGGUACCUCCACGUGUAGAGGUAGCUACUGAAAACACCGAUUCAGAUUUAAAAUUAAGAAUACCUUUGGAAACUACGUGUGGAAUAAGUAAUGUCACUCGUGUAAAAAUUAUUGGAGGAAGUCCAUCGGAAUUAGGGGCUUGGCCUUGGAUAGCGGCCAUGGGCUAUCAGAAUUUAAAUUCGAAUAACCGUGAAUUACAGUGGAAUUGCGGUGGUACAUUGGUCACAAACAAACACGUGCUAACAGCUGCACACUGUAUUGUACCACAUGUAAAACUGACUACUGUACGAUUAGGUGAGUUGGAUUUGAAUCCGAAUGUCCAAGAUAAUGCAAGGCCAUUAGAUGUUCCAGUUGAACGUAUCAUCGUACAUGAGAGAUAUGAUAGAACUCGACUGAUCAAUGACAUAGCGUUAUUAAAAUUAAAAUAUAGUGUCACUUUUAACGAUUUAAUACAACCGAUAUGUAUGCCAAUGACUUCAAAAAUUAAAAACAUAGAUAUGUCGAGAAGUUUGCCAUUUGUUGCCGGUUGGGGUACCACAGAACCUGUGCCAACUUACAGUGCUCCACCCGUAACUACUUUGAUGGAAGUUCAAGUUCCAAUGAUGAGCACAGCGGACUGUGCAAAAGUAUAUUCAAACGCGCCUCAAGUAAUAAUUGACGACAGAGUGUUAUGUGCUGGAUUUCCUGACGGAGGAAAAGACUCAUGCAGGGGUGAUUCGGGAGGUCCUUUAAUGUAUCCAAAAGGAAAACAAUACUAUUUAAUGGGUAUAGUAUCUUACGGAGGCCUGGUAUGUGGCCAACCAGGAGUCCCAGGCGUGUACACUAAAGUACCUUCAUUCAUGGAUUGGAUUAUUGACAAAAUAAAUAAAAACGCAUAAAUCAUUAAGUAAUAACUUUUUUUUUAUAUAAUUUUCACAUUUUCUUGCAUUAUAAAGGCAGUUUUAAAUGAUUAAUUAACGUAAUUUUAUUGUUCUAUGAAAUGUUCAAUUUGUAAUUUGUUUUAUUAUUUAAUUUAAUAUUGUUGUCAACAGUUACAUAAGAAACAUGAUCAUUGCAAUCAUUUAUACACAAUAUUGGACUUUAUUCAGGCUAAUGUAAGAUAGAUACUGAAAUUCCUUUCAAUUUCAAUGUCUUAUGUUUUCAAUUUUAGUAACAGCAAGCUUAGACUCUUCAAGUUAUGUAUAAAGGGCUACACUGAAUGAACUAUUACUUCUAUACCAUGUAAAGUGCCUUUUUAAACUUUAAAGCUACGUCUCAUGUUUAAUAUUAUGUUAUAUUAUAAUAAUAUAAAAUAUAUAAUAUAAUACAAUCAUGUA
Molecule: messenger RNA, 1830 nt
Organism: Rhopalosiphum padi (bird cherry-oat aphid)
Lineage: Eukaryota; Metazoa; Arthropoda; Insecta; Hemiptera; Aphididae
Product: venom protease-like
Exons: 8
Coding region: 262-1392 (376 amino acids)
Biological process (GO): proteolysis
Molecular function (GO): serine-type endopeptidase activity
Source: RefSeq, a predicted model, not a curated record